Messenger RNA from Exophiala dermatitidis NIH/UT8656, 1167 nucleotides. RefSeq names its product GDP-mannose transporter. Lineage: Eukaryota; Fungi; Ascomycota; Eurotiomycetes; Chaetothyriales; Herpotrichiellaceae. Bases 1 to 1167 code for a protein of 388 amino acids. The transcript has 4 exons. Gene Ontology annotation, cellular component: Golgi apparatus. The record is from RefSeq and is a predicted model, not a curated record. Gene Ontology annotation, molecular function: GDP-mannose transmembrane transporter activity; antiporter activity.
AUGGCCGAAGAAGAGAAGAAGAGAUUUCUCGAAGAGACCGAGAUGGAACUUGGCGAGAAGCAGGGCAAAGGGUUCAGUAGCCCUCCGCCACCGGCCAUACCACGACACUCUCAUCCCUCGCACAACUGGCAGAACAACCCAAUUUUGCCUGUCAUCUGCUACUGUGGUUCUUCCAUCUUGAUGACUGUCGCGAAUAAAUAUAUCCUGUCGUUCCCGGAUUAUAACCUCAACUUCUUGCUGCUGGCUGUCCAGUCGACCGUUUGCGUACUGGCCAUUUCUACCUGCAAGUCAUUGGGCCUUAUCAGCUAUCGCGACUUCAAAGCGGACGAGGCGAAGAAAUGGUUUCCCAUCUCUCUUCUCCUAAUCGCCAUGAUCUAUACCGGCACCAAAGCGCUGCGCUACCUCUCCAUCCCAGUGUACACAAUCUUCAAGAACCUGACUAUUAUUCUUAUUGCAUACGGGGAGGUGUUGUGGUUUGGAGGAUACAUCUCGUCCAUGACCCUCUUUUCCUUUGGCCUGAUGGUGCUGAGCUCGGUGGUUGCGGCUUGGGCUGAUAUCAAGCACGCUCUGGAGAGCCACUCUUCAUCAAACUCCGCCGCAGCCACGCAACAGCUGGCCACUUUGAAUGCAGGUUAUCUUUGGAUGUUGGUCAACUGUCUGUCCAAUGCUGCGUAUGUGUUGUGCAUGCGCAAGCGCAUCAAGCUCACCAACUUCAAGGAUUUCGACACAACGUUCUACAACAACUUACUCACCAUUCCCGUUCUGCUGCUUGCCUCUUUUCUAGCCGAGGACUGGUCAUCCGCCAAUUUGACCAAGAACUUCCCACCAAACUCAAGGAAUGGGAUCUUUGCUGCAAUGAUUUUCACCGGCGCGUCAUCCAUUUUCAUUUCGUACACAUCGGCAUGGUGCGUGCGAGCGACAUCCUCGACGACCUAUUCCAUGGUUGGCGCACUGAACAAACUUCCGCUCGCCAUCUCCGGCCUCAUCUUCUUCGAUGCGCCCGUCACGAUUCCUAGUGUUAGCGCCAUCUUCCUCGGCUUUGUGAGUGGUAUUGUCUAUGCACUAGCGAAGCUCAGGGGGUCGCAAAAGCCCAAGACUGGAAUUCUCCCAACGUCCAAUACCAUGAGCGCGAGCAGUCAGAGCACCAGAGACAGCCUAAAGGCAUGA